Molecule: messenger RNA, 1395 nt
Organism: Chaetomium globosum CBS 148.51
Lineage: Eukaryota; Fungi; Ascomycota; Sordariomycetes; Sordariales; Chaetomiaceae
Exons: 4
Coding region: 1-1395 (464 amino acids)
Source: RefSeq, a predicted model, not a curated record
AUGGAGCAACUCCCCGAUAGCCACGAAAAUAUUAUCAAAACCGUCCACCGCUCCCUUCAGGACGGGCAGGAGAAGCUGUACCACGAAACCUCCGCUCAGGCAACUUCCCGGGGAGAGGACCGAAUUAUCCAAGCCACCGAGUCCGCCAUACAGGAGGGUAGUGCCACAAUGGAGGCGAUGUCCAUUUGGAUACGGAGCAACCAAACCGAAGCCGAAGCAGAAAGGCUUUGCCGGGCCACAGUGCUCGACAGACAGGCCUUCAGCCAGAAGAUUUGCGAAUCCUCUCUCAAACACUGGUGCGAGAAGGGAGGCUUCAGAAUCUCUCCAAUUCUGGGGAAUUUUCUUAAAAAUUACAUGAUCGAGCCGGUUACCCUCGACUCCGACUCGGACGACGAUGAAGAGGACGAUGCGUCGGAAGGCGAAGAGAGCGAUGCGCCGGAUAGUGAUGAGAGCGAUGCAUCGGACGAUGACGCCGUCCAAGCAAACAACCAUUUACCCCCUAGGAACGACGACCCUCGGCCAAAUCAUCACAAGAGAGGCACCAUAAAGGGCACAAUACAGUGGGAUGAGGUUGAGGGGGUUAACUUCAUCUUUCCAUACCCCGCGGCAGGCCCAGGUUAUUACAUCGUUCAGUGCGAGGGCCCCCGCCAUACGCAUGUAUUCAAGGAGAACCCGUUGCAGUUGAAAGGGAAAAAAAAGCGCCAGCCCGUCAUGGUCAAGCACUUCGUCAGGAGAUGGCCUAAGCCAAAAUGCCAUGAGAAGGAAGAGGCUUGGACAUACACCACCGACGAAAUUGUCAUGAAAUUUGGUUACCGAGUCGUCGACGACGAGGGCGUGGAUGUCACCGACGAGUGGGUCGAAAGAAGCAACGAGCGUUUGGCUUUGAACGCGGGAAAAGCCUCGAAGAGAGUUCACACCAACAGGAGGCAGAAGGGACCAUCUGCACCACCUGCACCACCCGCACCACCUACACCACCUACACCACCUACACCACCUACACAAGCACCACUGCCAUCUUAUGGGCCUUCAUCGCGCGGGGGGUUACGGCAAAGACAGGUUCCUGCUCGGUCGAGUAGGUCUGGCGCCAGCACUUCGACCACCGAAUUUUGGGGUGCUGGACCUUCCGAGGGCAGAGGAUUCGUGCCUGUGGCUGAUAUGGACUUUGGUGAGCUGUGGAGCGCCCAGGUGCACAUCCCCGGCUACCCCAACUGGGACGAGCCAAGGGGCGGUGAUGAUAUGCCUCCGAUAGACAUCAAUAUCCAGGCCGAGGCCUGCCACGCUCGCCACACUACCUUCGGUGGCACAACACCUUCCACGUCGACCCUCUAUCACUCUGGAGAUGACCGAGGCUCAAAUAACUCUGGGGGUCUCUGUACAAAAAAGAGACAGAAAUAA